Molecule: messenger RNA, 3059 nt
Organism: Strongylocentrotus purpuratus (purple sea urchin)
Lineage: Eukaryota; Metazoa; Echinodermata; Echinoidea; Camarodonta; Strongylocentrotidae
Exons: 8
Coding region: 733-2373 (546 amino acids)
Biological process (GO): transmembrane transport
Cellular component (GO): membrane
Molecular function (GO): transmembrane transporter activity
Source: RefSeq, a predicted model, not a curated record
AUAUACGUGAGGCCUUCAUGCAAAAACAUCAGCACCCACACAGUGCCGUUGAGCGUAUUCGUUCAAGAGAAGAUAGGAUAUCUGUAUGUGGUUCAAAUUGAGGUGUUCGUGAAUGCCCUAAAGUAGGACAAACAUUACAACUAACAACAUGAACUCUUGCAACUAAUUUACUUCUGCGAGAAUAUUAUUCUGCAUGAUCCAUGCAGUAGCGUAUAUAACGCCGAGGAAUUAAAUUUGGUGCUAAUUGGUUGCGAUGCUAGGACUAGGAGUGAGGAAUAAACUGUGAUUUGCUUAAAUGUCAGAUCGGAGGGAGACAAACAGAACGAGAACAAUUGGUUUUGAGAACUGCGGAGUUGUAUCCUUCGCAGAUAGAGUCAAUAGAGAAUAGGCAGACAAUAUGAUAUAAUAAUAGGAUCAGUGGAUUAGUGGCUUCGAUACACAUUAUAGUUUCAAACUGGUGGCAGCGGUGGGAUUAGAAGCUGAGGUGCUUUUAGGAGUUUGAAAAUGAUCGAGGCAGACAGACAAAUCCCAAAAUCACUCUCUUACGCUUUUGUGCCAGUAGUUGCCAUGAUAUCCCGUUUUACCGUUUGACUGCUCUUCAUUUCUCCGAUCGAGAAAGAAACACUAUUUUUUUAAAGGAAUAAAUCCAUGUUUAUACGACUCAGGUCGAUAUACCUACCACGUUUUCCUCACAUGGGCACAUCGGCUGAUUGAGGGUCUCAAUUUGACGCCAUGGGCGACGAAACUGACUUUCUAUGGCUGGAGUACUCUCAGGAAUCGCCGUUCGUUAGAGCAAUUUUAGAAGAAGAACUAGAGAGGGAAGCAGAAGAGAGGGAAGAGGAAGAGGGGGAGCCUGCUGAGCAAAUUAGGGUCUACGAGUUUGAUGAGCAAUCGAUUAGUUUAGGAUGGAGAAUCUACGCCCUAGCUAUCGUCACAUUCCUCAACGUUUUGAACUUCACUCAGCAGUAUCUUCUAAUCGUAACGAUAUUCGGAAUGGCCAACGAGUUGGAGUUUGGAGAAACACAAUGUCAGGUGAUCAACGAAACAUUGGCACGUGACUAUCUUCAUGAUCACAACAUGACGGGAGAUCUAGAUGGAUUGUGCUCCGAAAUCGGAAGGUGUUCUGAGAACAGCACACUAUUCCUUCCAGACGUGUGUGGGAUACAGUACACUGGACAAGGCAUACUCUUUGAAAUUCUGGCCGGUCCAAUUUAUCUGAUCGUCCAAGGUGUUACGAGUAUUCCCCUCGUAGGCUUGAUCCAGCGGUUAUCUUUGAGGCCACCCUUUGUGAUAGGGUUGUUUACCAUACUAUGGACACUCUGUACUUUUAUAACAGCCUAUGUGAACGACUACUGGGCCAUCGCCCUUCUAAGGUUCCUCUUUGGAGUAUUCUCAUGCCCCCACAUGCCCGUGGCCUAUGCCUAUCUUGCCAGCGUUUUUCCUUCGAAAGUACACACUCUUGUCUUUGGGGUAGCACACUACGGAUGUAUUGCAGGGUACGGCAUCGCUUACUUUUUCGUCUUUGUGAGUGACGGUAUCGGUUGGAGAUGGUGCUACUACAUAUGUGGUGCCAUGGGGGUUGUUGUCGCCAUAGGUUCCUGUUUCAUGGCGAAUCCAAAAGUAUUUCACUGUCGAGGGCAGUCAAGAACAUUCCGGCCCUCUUGGAAGCAGCAACGCGCUGGUCUGAGGCAGAUUGUGUGGUCUGUCAUGAUGCCCUUGAUCCUCGCCAACACGUCACGCAUAGCCGCUUUAAACGUUGGGUCGUACAACAUCACUCUCUAUAUGGCGGAGUAUUUUCCUGACUUCAAUGUGGCUUUUCUGGGCUGGGUCACACUGGUGUCGUCCUUUCCGGGCAGUAUCUUUGGCGGGCUCCUUUGUGAUAUCCUGCGAAGAACUUCCGGUAUACGCGGACGGCUAUGGCUCAGCCUUGUUCUGAUGGUUAUCUCGUUAGUCGUGUCACCGCUGAUCUCUCUAACUCCAGUUACGAUGGCCGUUGCUUUGUUCGGCAUUUAUAUCGCCGCCAGUGACUGGUUCUACGUCGUCAAUCUCGCCGUCAUCUCCGACCUCACACCCCUCGAGUGCAAGACGACCAUUUUCGCGCUCAACUUCUUCUUCACAAAUUCCUUAGGAGGCGCUGUAAAUCUGACCUUUGCUCCGAUCGCAUCCUUGGUUGGUCUCCGAACAGCGCUGACGAGCUUUAGUGUGUUACUUUGUGGGAUCAGUGUUGUUGUAUUCCUCAUACCCAUUGGAGUCACGGAGUGCCUUGGGGAAAGAUUUGGAGUGACUGGGAAUGAAGAGGAAAAUACAACCGAAUCUGGAGAAACAACCCCUCUUACGGCUUCAUUGCCUUCAUACCGUUCACUCUCAACAUGAACAGGGUGACUCUGUAGUCACUACCAUGUACACCACUCAACAGCCAAUUUAUAAUCAAGUUUUUCAUGGAAGUUACCAUUAAUGGCAAACUUGUUAUCGAUGCUAUAAUUUUUAUCAAACGUGGCCCAAGAGUGGUUUCACGAAACAGUGAUUGUGUAUAUCUUAUGGAAACGUCUUAUUAUUAUAUCAUUCAUUUAUUGCAACCAUAAGUUGGAUUUCAUACAGUAAAAAAGGCAGGCAUAUAAAUGGUUCACAAUAUAGUUAUAUGUAUAUAUACUUUGUAAAUGUUAGAAUGAAAUGUAUUCGAAUAGGACUUCCGAAAACUGACAGCUGGUUUUCUAAGUUACAAUGGUCAAUGUCUUGUAGGAUUGUGGGAUCGAGGCACUCAAGGCCAUAAAGUUGAUCUCCUUUUCCAUCAAUCUGUAUGGCAUAAAAUGCCUUUCAACCAGGUAAACGUAAACACUGAUAAAGAUGGAGUUGAAUCGGCCCAGAAGAGGAAGGGGGUAUAGGAUAUGGGGAGCGUCAGUUAUCAUAACGUAACUAGGCUCGACUAGCACUUGUGCUAACUUCUAGUUCCCAUUAACAACUUCACCUAAAUAUUAAGCAAUACACAUAUUUACGUGUUUAUGUUUUAUGACAUUUAAUAGUAUGCAGAGCUAUGUCUAAAUAUCGUUUUAAAACCAUAC